Messenger RNA from Suillus paluster, 3928 nucleotides. RefSeq names its product phosphoinositide polyphosphatase. The transcript is spliced from 20 exons. Gene Ontology annotation, biological process: phosphatidylinositol dephosphorylation. The record is from RefSeq and is a predicted model, not a curated record. Gene Ontology annotation, cellular component: endoplasmic reticulum. Gene Ontology annotation, molecular function: phosphatidylinositol-4-phosphate phosphatase activity. Lineage: Eukaryota; Fungi; Basidiomycota; Agaricomycetes; Boletales; Suillaceae. The coding region runs from base 310 to 3450 and encodes 1046 amino acids.
CGGCUCACCUGGUCAUGGUUAUGGUUACGACCAGCGUGUAGAGGGACGCAGUUCAGCUAACCCUCCUGAAACGCCAGCACAGGCGUGAUCUUACUGUAUAGAUGUGUGUAGUAAAAGUCGAACGCAGUGUCUCCACCUUCUACAUAAGCUUUCGCAUGUGGUGUUUUUGGGCAUAAGUAGAAUUCCCAAUCUGGCAAAUGUACUUGUCUGCAGCUCCCAACCUGGCUCCCACCUUUGGGGAGUGCUCAUAUUUAGAAGGGUAGGUCGAUAGUCACGGUGACACGGUUUGCAUGACAGAAGACUGCAGUCAUGAAACACCUCUUCUCCAAGCCAUCCAAGAAUGCGAACCCUGCCAAAUUGAAAUCCCCUGCUCCUGAGCCGCCAAUCGUCAGCCGUACGGCAGCACUUCCCGCCACAACCAUUGGUCUGCAACCGAGUUAUGUCGUUCCUCCAGUCCCACACCCCAAUCCUCACGAGCACAUCGCGCUGCUCGCAUCAGAGGACGGCCUGCUCAUGCGUCCCCAUGGUGCGGGACUGCCUCAUCCCGCAUCACAUGUCCGCAUCUCAUGGGGCAAGACAGUGGACAUAGCAGAACUCCCCAGUGACGGUGUUGAUUGGGAAGAGAGCGCGGUCGUUUAUGGAAUUGUCGGUUUAAUGUCCUUGUUCAAUGCCUCAUAUCUCUUGGUCAUAACGUCUCGAUCUGAUGUAGGGCAAUUAUUUGAUGCCUCUCAUUUGAUUUAUGGCGUGAAAAGCGUUGUGUACAUACCCCUUGUGAAGGACCGCGCUCAAUCAGUCCUUUCACGCAUAGCGUCUCGUAACACGUCCGAAAACAGACCCUCCCUUCUUGUGAGCGAUGUAGACGAUCUCCAGGCCCCUGAUGAAGGAACCUCGGGGGGGCCUCGCGUAAAAUUCGCAGAUGAAGAGGACGUGAAGAUCUUGACCCCACGCGAUCAAGUGAAAUUUCCAAUCAACAGCCAUGAUCAACCUGCCUCACCCGAAUUAUCUGGUGCUUCGACACCUGCUUCCGAUGUGUCGAUGACCAAUUCUCCCGUAUCGACGAUUGCAAAUCGCAUGUCGUUCUGGAACCGUCUAUCGAAGCGCUCAUCAAGCGUAUCCGAGGCAGCAGACAUAGAGGAGUCUCUUCUCGAUGAACGAGAAUUAUUCGAUUCCAUCGUACAAGAUGCUAAGGGAGAGCAUCACAAGGUGAUCAAUUCCAUCAUAGCUGCAACUGCACCACCGCCGGAUAGCUCGGAGCAGCGCAACUCUGAACUCGAGGAACGCAUUUUGCGCGGAUGCAUAAGAGAGUUCACAAAGGGAGACAUGUAUUUUGCUCUACAUUUCGACAUCACAAGAUCAUUGCAACACAAACAUGAGCAAUUCACCAAGCUGCAUGCUCAAAACAAGCUACUUUCAGAACUGGAUGCCCUUGCGAAAGAUACGAUUGUCAAUCCACUGGACGACAAAGUGGACGCUCUCUUCGAGCCAUCUGCUAUGUUACCAUUGUGGCGACGGGUCGACCGUCACUUUUGGUGGAACGAAUGGUUAUCCAAGCCAUUUAUAGAUGCUGGUCUUCACUCUUACGUGACACCGAUAAUGCAGGGAUACAUUCAGGUUUCCUCAUUUGAUCUACCCAAAGAUACCUCCGCCAUGCAAGAUGAUUCAGUGGGGCCCGUGGAUUACAUCGUUAUCUCGCGACGCUCCAGGGAUAGGGCCGGUUUACGAUAUCAACGCAGGGGCGUGGACGAUGAAGCCCAUGUAGCUAAUUUUGUGGAAACAGAAGUAAUCAUGAGAGUUCAGAGGAACGGAAUAAGCAACGUGUUUAGCUACGUGCAGAUUCGAGGCUCAAUUCCGCUGUUUUGGACGCAAACAGGUUACAGUAUGAAGCCACCGCCUGUCCUUGCACCAGAAAGAACCCCUGCACAAAAUUUGGACGCCCUCAAACGCCACUUCCGCUAUGCUGUCUCUGUAUAUGGUCCACACACCAUUGUCAAUCUUGCUGAGCAACAUGGGAAGGAGGGACUGAUCACAAAUGCGUAUCGUGAAUAUGCAACCAAGCUAGAUACCAAGGAUGCUCGAUACUGCGAAUUUGAUUUUCACCGUGAAACGAGGGGGAUGAAGUAUGAAAAUAUCUCCAAGCUCAUCGAUCAACUCGAACGUGUGUUUGAAAGCCAAGGGUUUUUCUGGAUUUCGAACAACAUGCUUCUAUCAAAACAGAAGGGCGUAUUCAGGGUUAAUUGCAUUGACUGUUUGGACCGCACCAACGUUGUCCAAUCUGCAUUCGCAAGGCAUGUGAUGAGCAUGCAACUCGAGGCUGUGGGGCUUCUGAAUCCUCCUCAAAACGGAAAGUCGGGGGUGGAGAUUAUCUUUAACGACGUCUGGGCCAACAAUGGUGAUGCGAUCAGUCGAGCAUAUGCUGGCACAUCUGCAUUGAAGGGCGAUUUUACCAGGACUGGGAAACGAGACUUGGGGGGUUUGCUCAAUGAUGGUGUGAACUCCCUCGCUAGAUUGUACAGCGCGACCUUCAGCGACUGGUUUUGUCAAGCUGUCAUCGACUUUACGCUCGGCUACAGGACUCUCUCUGUUUUCGAAGAGUUUCUCAUCAAGCUACAGUCUACUGACCCUAGAGAACUUAUUCGCCUGUCAAGGAUCAGAGCAGAAGCUAUAGCAACUUCUGUCGCUCGCGUAUUGUCUGAGGGCGAAACGUUGAUCUCAGGGUGGACAAUCUUUAGCCCAGAGCAAUUAAAUGUCAAAUUUGACGAUCGAUUCGAGGAGAAAGUGUUACUCUUGAGUGCCCGCGCUCUGUACAUUGUCAGCUAUGACUACAGCUUGGAGAAGGCGAAAAUGUACAUCUGCAUCCCCCUGGGUGCGAUUUCACGGCUCGAGAGAGGUGCUUAUAUCAUCUCUCCUCUGGAAGAGGCGAGCGGAGAUCCACUGCAGAACGCCGGCUUUUCGGUUUACUGGCAUGCCAGCGAUCAAAUCAGUAUGCGCAUGGCUAGUUAUUCAAUGAGAAACCGCCCGGAAGAUACCCCGAUAAAGUUACCACGAGUGGUGCCGGCAAGUAGUUCUACUCAACUCAAGCCGAUGCUGCUACGUCGCGAGCCAACGAAGACAGCCAACUUGUCGGGGAUUAUGUCUAAAGCCUCGGAGAACGCCGCUGGUAACAUGUGUUUCGCAGCUUUCAAAGUGCUCCCGGUGGACCCUGCUCGAGUUAGAAGUGGAUUCAGCGGAUAUGCAGAACCUGCGGAUGACCUCGCAGGAGCAACCACUUGCAAGCAAGUCGUUGAUUUGAUGGUAGACGGCAUCAGGCGAGCUUGCGAUGACGCAGGGAAUUCCCCUGUUAUCGUGGAUCGCGAUGUAGUCAGUCUCACCGAAGCUCAGAAGAUGACCAGCGUUUAUGCCAAAAUGGAGUAUGGCGUGAAGCGGUUACUUUGGCUGGGAGGUUUGGUGUAGUGGGCAAAAUCCUGUUCUCUGUAACUUUAAAUCACUCUACCUUUACUUUUAUACCAAUCGUCUUCAGAUACCUAUGGAAAGUACCGGAUAGCGUCACUUCCAGCAACUGGAAAGGAUUCAAGAAUGCUAUAAAUUCUUUGCAGCUUCGUCGCCGUCAUUUUGCUAUGUUAAUAGGCGACAAAAUACGGUAGACCGUGGCUCUUGAGACACUCGCAGUAUUUGCGACGACCGAAGUCAAGACGACGGACACCGAUUGUCUGGAAAAUAACCCCUUGCGCUCCUUACCUCUUUUAACACUUGAAGUAGCAGAGCCAGUCUAACCCAUCACACCCACUAGUGACGCACUCACCUGUAAUAUUCAGCGCCUUGUCUUUGGCACUUGAUCAAAACGAUCAUCCACAACCUGUGUUCCUGUAGAUGAUGAGAAGUUGAUGUAUUCUCAGCGACCCGAGGCAGAUAUCGUUCCCCUAGAUCUGAG